This is a messenger RNA of Drosophila navojoa, 1426 nucleotides long. RefSeq names its product TNF superfamily member 12 eiger (gene egr). Gene Ontology annotation, cellular component: membrane. NCBI's taxonomy places the organism in Eukaryota, Metazoa, Arthropoda, Insecta, Diptera, Drosophilidae. Gene Ontology annotation, molecular function: receptor ligand activity; tumor necrosis factor receptor binding. Gene Ontology annotation, biological process: immune response. The record is from RefSeq and is a predicted model, not a curated record.
ACUAGCCAACGAGUGAGAGCGAGAUAGGAAGAGAGAACAACUACAAUUAUGUCAGCUGAAACACUUAAGCCGUUUAUACAACCAACGAGUGCCGUUAAUAUUUAUCCGGCCAAGCAAUCGAACGUAACAAGGAAGACCACCAGACAGCUUAUACCAAUUGUCUUAAGCAUUGUCGCACUCGUUCUCAUCGCUCUUAUCUUCACUUAUACGAUCUGGCAAACGAAACGCGUGCAACAGCUUGAGGAUGAUCUGGGCGCUUUGAGGCGCGAUAUGGAUAAUUUGCAGAAAAGACUGGGCCUCAAUUAUCUGGAGGAUCUUGCGGAAUUCGAAAAGGAGCUCGUUAACCUCGAGAACCCAGACGUCGGCGAAGAGGAUGAUGCGGAUGAGGAUGAUGCGGUUAGUUACGAGGACGAGGAUGAUGAGGACUCGGGCAACGAGCAUACGGACUACGAUGAAUACUUGGAUCUGAUUAAUCAGGAGAAGAGUGUGACCCAAGCCCUCUCACCGGACAACAGCAGCGAAAAGUCGGACACAGCGGCAUCCACCGCCGCCUCCAGCUCCAGCUCGUCGGCAUCCAAUGAUGAUAAUGUGUUUGAGGACUUCACUAGCUAUAACGAUUCCAAAAAGAAGAGGGAACGUAAAACUCGCUCCAUUGCCGAGAUGCGCAAUGAGCUGCCGAGCAACGAACUAGCAGAAAUUGCGAAGAACCAAAGCCGAAGUGCUGAGCAGACAAAGGAAAGCACUGUUACGCCCAAUAGCAACACUAAGCAGCAUCUGCACAAACAGCGACCACGCACACGUGAGGGCCGUCAACGACUUUUAGUACGCAAAGGCGAAUCUACUGUUUCAGCGAAAUCCGCAGAUUUCCCUGCCGCAAGCCGAGCAGCUGCACAUUUCCACUUGAAUCGCAAAGUGCCGCAACACGAGUCCUCCAUUCGGCUGCACUCUUAUCAAGGUGACAUGUACAUGGGACAUCCCACGGCCAGCAGCGACAAUCAGUGGCAGCAGCAUUUCAGCGUUCACAAUGGCGUCCUCACAGUCCACCAGGCGGGUCUCUACUACGUCUAUGCCCAGAUUUGCUACAAUAAUACGCACGAUCAGAAUGGCUUCAUUAUCUUCCAUGACAAUAAGGCAUUCCUGCAAUGCCUCAAUACGGUGCCUACGAACAUGCCCAAGGUUCACACCUGCCACACAGGAGGCCUAAUUCAGUUGCAGCAGCACGAGUCAAUACAUCUGCGCGACAUCCAUCGGGAUCGCAAUGUAAUGCUCCGGGAUGACAACAAUCGCAGCUUCUUCGGCAUCAUUAGGGUCUAAGCGAAUACGCGCUGCACAAGAACUUAAGCUUUAGUAGCUGCGACUACUCAGUUUUACGUACAUAUAUACAGCAAAGUGGAUGAACUAGCCUAGAACUUGCUUUAAUUACACU